AUGAAGACGACGACGUUUUCUACUACCGCUAAUGAGCUUCGUCCUCAACCCCCAACACCACCACCGACACCACGUCCAACCGUCACACGCGCCGUGGCGGAGAUGAAUAAGAAGAUUCUCAAUGGAAGGACACUAACUGCUUCUAUUGCGGCUAAUAGUGGGGGGCAUGGUCAUUUGUCGUAUGAGUGUCCUAAGAAUCAGUUGGGGCCGAGGCCGCGGCCUCAGCCUAAGAAGCCGCGACGGGGAUUUAGUGGGCUGAGGGAUAGGGAUGGGGAGGAGGAAGGUGAUGAGGAGGAGGAGGAGGGUGGUCAGAUUGCUGCGGAGCUGUUUGAUGAUAAUUGGGCUUCUGUUGUGGAUGAUGAAGCGGGUGAAAGGUUGCUGGGGAGAAACAGAAAUGAUGAUGAGGGUUUGGACAACAACAAGACGAAGAAGAAAGGGAAGAAAACUGGGUAUUUCAGUGAUGAGAGUGAUCAUGAUGAUGAUGAUUGA
This is a messenger RNA of Lathyrus oleraceus (garden pea), 489 nucleotides long. RefSeq names its product U11/U12 small nuclear ribonucleoprotein 31 kDa protein. The coding region runs from base 1 to 489 and encodes 162 amino acids. Gene Ontology annotation, cellular component: U12-type spliceosomal complex. Gene Ontology annotation, biological process: mRNA splicing, via spliceosome. The transcript has 2 exons. Lineage: Eukaryota; Viridiplantae; Streptophyta; Magnoliopsida; Fabales; Fabaceae. The record is from RefSeq and is a predicted model, not a curated record.